Molecule: messenger RNA, 2854 nt
Organism: Bactrocera neohumeralis
Lineage: Eukaryota; Metazoa; Arthropoda; Insecta; Diptera; Tephritidae
Exons: 5
Coding region: 1099-1683 (194 amino acids)
Source: RefSeq, a predicted model, not a curated record
GAUCUUCACCAAAGCUCUGGUACAAUUUAAUGGCACUUAUUUGGAGAAUAAUGAAAUUGUGAUUAUCAGAAAUGGCACAGCUGUUGAUGUAUUACUCGAUGUUAAACGUAAUUAUCCGAGCGAUCUUUGGGUGUCGGUUAACGUAGGCAAACGUGAUGCCAAAACGAGGAAAUAUAUUUCCUUGUUUUCGUAUGAGUUGGAUGUGUGUCAGCUAUUGGGACGCAAGAAUCCAAACGAUAAAUUGAACUGGAUGCAAAUUUGGUUUGAAAACUAUUGGAAGCAAGGCAAUAUGCCCAGAUUCUGUCCGAUUGAGAAGAUAUAAUCCCGGUAUUAUUUUAGAGGUACAGUAGAUCGUGGCAAUAUUUGAGUAUAAGGAGAUCGUAUAGGAUUAUGACCGGACCCGUUUAAAACGAACUUUUGCGAUAUGGUUGAAGUUAAAAGGACUGUGUGAUAAAUGUCAUAUUAUUCAGACAUGGGCUGAGGCAAUAUUGAAACUUUUUUAAUAUAUUUUUAAUUAAGAAUUGGCGUUCCGGAGAUAUCAAGAUUCAUCGACGUACUAAUGAAUCUUAAUACCUCCGAAGGUCUUGAAAAUAUAUUUAAAAUAUGGAGAAAACUGAAAGAAAGAAGCAUACAUCCAAAAUCGAACAUCAAAACCAAGAGUUUGAUGGACAAAGAGAGGGUAAGCUCUGGGCGCUGUUCAACUUAAGGCGUUUUUAACAUAUCCAAAAUUUAGAAAGGCUACCUAAAGGUUGGUAAAGCCUUAGCUUACCAGUAUAGAAAAUAAUUGGGCGGUUUUCAGAAACAUUCGUACGAAAAAGAAGUAUAAUACCACACAUGAAUGUAACUUAGUUAAAUUGUAGCCAGGCUUGACGUCAUCGAAUAAUUUGCAAUUAAUGUUAAAUUAUCAGCAUUGAUGGCGACUUUAAGCUACGAGCUUCACAACGUAAUACGUUUAUAAUUACGGCAAAUUUUCGUGCGACAAUCGAAAUCGAAUUUGUUUGUGGCAAGAAUAUUGAAAAUGCAUAUCUGCGCUGUGCCCAAGCGCUGGCGUACGCUUUACAUAUUCAAUUGCCUGCUCAUUGAAUUAAGUCGACAUUAAUGCAUUUGCGCAGCAACAUUUGGGAAUCCCUGCCAGCUUCACUGCUCCUUUGUAUUGUCUUUUGCGACUGUGGCGCUGUGGCGGCACGCUAUCAAGGCGCAGCACGUCAGCGUGGCGUACGCUUUAACGCCGCCCAUAUGACAUUUAACCACGCCUAUGUGCAUAAUGUCAGCACGGACCUAACCGAUGGCGCCUUGAAUAUCGAGAUGUGGCUGCUGCGUGAUGUGGUGCCGGGCUUCAUGACCAAAUUCGAUGUAUUCAUCAGUCUGUCGGCGGAUAAGAAGCGCUUUCAGAGCAUUUUCGCCUACAAUGUGGACUUGUGUGGACUAAUGAAUAACUUGUCGCGCAUUACUUUGUUGCGUGCUUGGAUGCUAAAUGUAAUUAAAUACAGUAAUCUAAAGCCGCAUUGUCCUUUGGAAGCGGGUCACUAUUAUAUAAGGAACUUUACGGUAGAGAAAGGCAGCAUACCAGUCUAUUUGCAAGCAGGCGAAUACCGCAUCGUCACGCAUCAUUACUACAAAGGGAAGAAGAACAAGAAAGAGAUAAAAGUGGCUGAUUUCCAGGCCGAUUUGGAGAUCGACUGAUUUUAAAGGCUGUUCCAAGAGCCUUUUAGAGAACGGAAUUUUAAUUGAAUAAAUAUAUACCGUUAUUUUAAGAUACCGAGAGAUUUUACUUUCUUAGGCAGGAUACCUAAAGUUGCAGUUUGAGUCUUAGAUCGUUAUUGCAACUGACUCGUGGAAUAGGGGUAUGCUGAGACUUGAGUUUUGAAUUUAAUUCCUUAGUUAGACUGAAUAAAAUCGAGGAUUGACACAGACAGAAUCGUUUACUGGACAGAAACCGUGAGUGAGGUACUGAGAGCAGUGGCGGAUCCUUGAUUUCUUGGUGCGAGGUUUUUCUUUUCUACAAAUUUGUAAUGUUAAUGUUACUUCGACCCAGAGCUCCGCCACUAAUUGAGACAUUAUAAAGUUGAAAACUUUGACUAAUCCAGGAGUUAAGAAUGAAGUCGAUCCCAAGACAGAAAUUGAUAAUGAAAUAGGCAGAGACAGAAUUAUACUCUCAAUACUACGAAGCUCUAGACUGAGGCGAAAGCUGAAUACAGUAGAGUCUGUGCUACCCAAUAAGAUACCUUAACCUCAAAAUAAACAGGACGGAAUUCAACUAAGGAUAAAACCUAGAAACUAGACCUCAACUUGUAAGACGAAAUAAGGAGGAUACUGAUACUGGAGGUGAUGUUUCAGGAUUGAAAAGCGGAGCUCAGGCAAAAAAUUGUUGUUGAGGCUUUGAAAGAUUCAGGAAUAGAAAGCGGAGCUCACGUUAAGCCUAGGACUGAGAUUGAGGCGGUUAGGUACGCUAGGUUAAGAGAUCGCUCCUAACAAUAACUUGGAGAGCUAAGAAUGCCUGUCCAUUGGCAUUCAGGUGUAGAAAGCGGAGCUGACGUUAAGCCCAGGACGGAGAUUAAGACUAUUACGUAGGUUAGGUUAGGAGGGCAAUGCUAACAGGGAUCUCACUUGGAGAGCUUAGUAUGUGGGUCUAUUGUGGUAGCCUUAAAAAUCGGUCAAGCAACUAGCGUCCGUUAAGGUUGUCAGCUUUACCACAUGAAUGAGUAUUGGACAGUGUCCUGCUAAACGCACAUGUGGUCCCUUGGUCAAGUGAUAGAAUUCAAGUUCGAACUCGGUCUCACUCCGAUGUGAGCAGGGCAAGGGUGCCCGCUCUAGCUAUCCCAGCCGCUUUGCAGUCGUCAGCGACUCCGCUAAA